GCCGCAGGUAAAAUACGGCACGGCGGGGCGAAGGAGCGAAUUUACCGAGCGAAGCUUUAGUAUGAGCCGAAUGUGAACGCGUGUGUUUGCGCCACGACACCGAAACACCCGCGUUCAGCCACCGAGAGUACACGGAGAUCGAUGAAGUGCGCGUUAUAAGGCGUCAUAAGGAGAUUAUUGAACUUUCGGGCUACUUCCGCCAUCCUCAACACCUGAAGUUGCGCUCAAAACAACCGAGGAUUUGACCCGAGCCUAUGCGGUCCUGAAUGUGGUGAGUUAUGCCUGGCCACAGCACAGGAACCCAUAACAAGACGCGUCCUUACAGCUCAAGCCGUUCUCGGGCUGACGGCUACAGGCAAAACCGCACAUGCUCCAAGGACAGCAGCACCAGUCAGGAGACCUAUAAGGACGCCUACAGCGAGCAGCCUCGCAGCACAGACUCUCAACUCCCUCGAAAAUCACAUUCACAAUAUGCCAACGGACGAGGAUCAGAAACCCUGGGCUUUAUUCCCGGAUCUGCAGACUCCCCUCAGGGCACGCAAGCCUGCGGAUCAUGUGCUUCUCUGGGCUGGAGUGACUGUAAAGCUCUGCUGUGCUGUAUUCUCACAUGUGGGCUCUACGGGUCACGCAAACCUUGUUUACCACCAGACGAAAGCUCCACCGACAACUCUUUAAAAGCUGAACCAGAACCCAAGAAGACUAAUGGAUUGAUGGCAUUAUCAAAUCCAACAUCCGGUAUAAAUCUUGAACCCAGCAAGCCGAGGAAGUUACCCAACUCCGACAGCUUCAAAUAUCCCGAUGUUUAUUUCGCCGGAAAAAAGGUGGAGUAUCCCAUAAACACAGAGGCGCCUCCGCGACGGACCAGGACUACAGGGAAAAGUGAUAAUCAGCGGCCGAUCAGCAAUACUAGCAUCUACUCGAGGGAGGAUCUGGAUCUGGAUGAUUUAGACGACGGCGGCACCGAUAUCGACUCGCUGAUCACCAAGAAGCUUCUGGAACUUUAUAAAAUGCACCAGAUCGAGCAGCUUGCCAAAUGCACGUCUGAUGUGUCGUUUUCGCGUAAAACCAACGAGAUUAGUGAUCUGAUCAACAGCAUUGCUCAGGAUUACAACCUGGAGGAGCAGGAGGCCGAGUGUCGGCUGGUGCACGGCGUCAUACGCAUUAGCACGCGCCACAAGUCCUCCAAGGGCUACAAAAGCAAAGACAAUAAAUCACACGACGCGGUGCAGCAUACUAACGGGAAGAGGGACGCAACGCUGCCUGACAGUGGGAACGAGACCAUGACCUUCACCUUCAGUGACGGGGAUCCCGAGAUGUUUGUGUCUGACCUGACACCAUCAGAUGAGCUUGUACGAAAUAUGAAAGGCAACAUCAGGAAAAAUUACUACUCGAGCUCGGCCACAGAUUCAUCAGGAGCUCCACUGUUACGUUAACACACACACACACACACACACACACACACACACACACACACACACACACACACACACACAC
Molecule: messenger RNA, 1494 nt
Organism: Danio aesculapii
Lineage: Eukaryota; Metazoa; Chordata; Actinopteri; Cypriniformes; Danionidae
Gene: kdf1a
Product: keratinocyte differentiation factor 1a
Exons: 4
Coding region: 279-1433 (384 amino acids)
Biological process (GO): regulation of epidermal cell division; keratinocyte development
Cellular component (GO): cell junction
Source: RefSeq, a predicted model, not a curated record